CAACGAUGAGUCCUACAACAAAGUUAGUGGAACAAUAUCUCAGAUUCUGGAGGCUGAUAAAUUCUUUGAUGGACCAACAAGUGAGAAGCUACGAGAUUUCUAUAAGCGUCUAAUUCAAACAGAUGCUCGCAUAAGAAAAUUGAAACAGCAAACAGACGAAGCAAGCGACAUCAUAACAAAACCUCUACCUGAUAGAUACAAGAGGUCGCUCAUGUCGAUAGAUACUCCAAUAAAUACUGACAGCCAAAGGAUACCUAUCGACACUAAAGUAGACUUGAGUAAAUUCAAUUUAUUCUACCCACCGUUUGUUGCUGUUAAAGAUUCUGCAUUCGCUAAUCAGAAACCAAGAUUUAAAAAGGCUGAUGACGACCCUUACAAUAAUCAACCAUCAGGUAUAGUAAUAGAAAACAAAAAACUAAUGGUACAGUAUGGACCAUUCGAUAGGAAACGGAAUUUUCCAAAAUGCUCCCAUAUGUUGAAAGACUCGAAAUCACACGAGAAACAAUUGAAACAUCCUUUCUAUAAGAACUCACAACGGUUGGACGAACUAUUGGGUCAAAUGUUGGAACAUAACUUGGAUAAGGUUGUAGCGAAUCCAUUUAACUUAGAUCUCUGGAAUAGUGAGAAGGAUAAAUGCAAACAUUCGAAGGACGAACCGGAUGUGGUGACAAAAACAGAAGAAGAACCACAAAAACAAAUUUCAUAUCCACCUAAAUCUGACGACUCUGUUAAGCUGAUGGGCGUUAAAAGAAGAAAUGGUUUAGCAGAAGGAAAUCCGAGUUACAUUGAAAAAGAAGCUGCACAUAUAAAUGACGAGGAAACCGAUGAACUUUUCUUUCCAUCGACAACACAAAAAUAUGGGGUUGUGUUAAGCGUAUCAACAUUUAUUAAUGCCGACAGUACCGAAGAAAACAGAGUUUCAAAGAACAGCGACGAGUUAUCAGUAAAUAGACGUAAACUAUUACAACUAAACGAGGAAGAUGAAGACAAUCUUGCUUAUGAAGACUUUAAAGAAGUUCUCGCAGAUUAUACUGACACUCAUGAUGAGACAGAUAAACAAGUCGAAAGGGACAGAAGAUCUGAUAAUUCCGUGAUUUCUGGAAAACGAUCUUUCUCGGAUAAAUACGAUAUCUCGUUAGUACAUAAUCCGAAUUGGAAAAGUCCGAUGCAAUUAUAUCCUGAUGAAUUAAAUCUACUAAUAAAAAAUACGGGAUCUUCAAGAGCUGAUAGUGAAUUUGAAAAAGGAUUCCUAGAUCCUAAAGAUAAAGUUAAAAAUACUGACACAGAUUACGUAGAGGAAUAUUUAAAUAAUAAAUACUCAAAAUUAGCUCAAGCGUAUAGUGAUUAUGGUGUACUGGCAGCAAAAAAAGAUUAUGUAACGAAUGAAAUGAACUUACCGACAGAAAAUAUUUUACAUCAUGAAUUUCCAAAGAGUUCUACUGAAAAGGAGAACAAUUUAAAACCUAAUUUAAUUAAAAAGCGAAGAAGCGCACAAAUGCACGAACUUAACAAUCAAGAUGUAAAAUAUCCAUUUGUAUCGAAUAACAUGACAACAUCAAGAAAUGCUUUAAAAAUUAACGAUUUUGGACCAGAAGUGAACGAAUUCUUUCCCAAGGUUAAGAUAUCAUCUGAACUUAAAGAGUUAAGAAAUAUGGAGAAAAAUGUCAACGAAACUCAGAUACAUCGCUCGGAUCCAUCUUUAUUUAGAAAAAUCCGAUCAUUAAAAUCGAUAGAAGCUGAAGAAAUUAAAGAUGCAUUAGAUUUAAACAAUAACCGACAAUUCGUACCUAAUGCAGAAGUUAAUAAUACAAGCUUCAGUAAUAAUAGUAGUGUUGAAGGCCCUGGUGAAAUUUUACGUGUAUUUUCCGAUUGGUUUCUAACUCUAGCUAAAUUGUCUGGUGAAUUUAAAGAUAAUUCCACAACAACUAAACUAAGCUUUACAACAUUGAAUACAUCAACAUUUAAACCAGAAAAUGUUACAAAAGACUUCAUGUAUCCAAUGUACGACGCGGAUAUGAUUGAAAACAUCGGCCAUAGAUCUAGAGUGCUCAUGUCUAUUGAAGAGAAAAAUGGAAACACCACGUUGACAACUGUCACAAAUAACACGAAAAGUGAUAAAACCGAGGGAAAAAAUAAAGAAAGUAAUAAAGAAAAUAAAGGAUUACCAACAAAACUACCGCCAGCAAAUCAAACAACAAUAGUUAAACACGAAAAUACCACAAAUUCCAACUCAACUUCACCACAUGAGGAUAAAGUAAAUCGUACAGUUGUCAAAAGAAGUGCUGAUAGUAAUCUAAUUUUCUGGAAUGAUAUCUAUGACGAUGAAUAUGGAGUUAAAAUAGACUAUUUAGAUAACGAAGCUAGGAAUAAACAUUCGGUAGAUAAUGAGAAUUUUAUGAAACGCUCCGGACAAUGGAUCAACAAGAAAUUCAGGAAACUGGGUGAAAGUAUACGCACCGGUUAUAAUUCUAGAAAGAGUUAUAAAAGACCACAUAUCAUUAAUAGAAUGAAUAAUAGAGAACGUAGUUUUAAUAGAUUUUUACGUAAAGUCAAUGAUCUCAGACCUAAAGCCUACUACAAACGUGAUGAAAGCGGACUGUUAUAUUCAAAGAAGAAGAAAUAUGAGGAUGAUGAAAGUGAAAAUUAUUUAAACUUCGCUUCUAUGACAGCUAAAAUGAAGCAAAUAUGUCACGAAGCAGCUAAAGCCGUAGAAAAAACUAGAAAUAUAAACAUCCGUGAGAGUGAGGGUGGCGAGGAGGUUGUGGCGACGUCUCUGAUGCAGCAGCUCGUGAAACUGAUGACCGACCUCGUCGACUUCCAAGUGCAGCAGAAGACGUGCUCUAAGCUGCCGCAAGAUCUCUCUGAUUUCCUGCAGUGGCUGACAUCACCUCCAGGUUCUGAUGAGAGUAAGGACACAAGAUUCGACAUGAUACUAAUUGCCUCACCUUUAAACGAAACUAAACAAUAUAAAACUACUGAAUCACCAUUAGGAGAAAUAGCUGAUUCGAUAUUAAAAGAAGAGACAGAUCCUAAAUCUGAAUGUUUGAAUAUUCUUCAAUCGGUGCGAGAACUUUUACGUUUAUAUGACGAAUUGUCUUAUGAAGAAAAGACUAAGUUACUUGGCAUCAGAGAAUAUUUGGAAAACCAAAGAAACUUUCUUUUAAAAAUAUUAUCGACUCCUAUCGAUUUGGGUACAUCCUUAGAUAUGUUAAAAAUGUAUAGAAAACGUAACACACCAGCUCGCUUCAAGAGAUACAUCUCACAAAAGAAGGGCCCAAACAAAACACAAACGCGAAGGAAAGAAACGCCCGCAAAGAGAAUCAAUAAAUUCACAAAAACAUCGGAAACUAAACGAACGAAGACUACAAUGAAUCAAAUAGACUCUAUGGUUGUUACUGAAGGAGUUAGGAAAAAGAAACAAAAAUCAGACAAGGAGACAGCGGAAAAUAAAUCAACAACACAUCGCAAAUUUGAACCUAAAACUGCAACUGUUAAGGCAUAAAAUUCAUUGAAUCACAUUUUAAUUGUGUUAAAUAUAUAGUCAUCUCUUUCACUUAUUUUAAAAUAAAAGAGACACUGGUAUUUAAUUUUAGAUCUUAUUUAUGUACUGGAUAGGUCUGUCUUCUAAUUCCAUCUAUAAAUUCGAGUUUCUACAACCAAAUAUAAGAGUUACAAAUGUCCAGUGGAAAAUAGAGGUCAG
This is a messenger RNA of Papilio polytes (common Mormon), 3700 nucleotides long. RefSeq lists its product as uncharacterized. The transcript is spliced from 14 exons. NCBI's taxonomy places the organism in Eukaryota, Metazoa, Arthropoda, Insecta, Lepidoptera, Papilionidae. The record is from RefSeq and is a predicted model, not a curated record. Bases 212 to 3502 code for a protein of 1096 amino acids.